Molecule: messenger RNA, 1462 nt
Organism: Setaria italica (foxtail millet)
Lineage: Eukaryota; Viridiplantae; Streptophyta; Magnoliopsida; Poales; Poaceae
Product: 14-3-3-like protein GF14-C
Exons: 6
Coding region: 124-894 (256 amino acids)
Biological process (GO): signal transduction
Cellular component (GO): cytoplasm
Source: RefSeq, a predicted model, not a curated record
GUCCCCACGCUGCUUCGCCCUGCCCACCACAGCAUCCCGCAGUUCCCCGACCACACCGUUCCGCCGCGCACAAGAGCCAGCCGCCCAGCCCCGCGCCGGGAGUAAGUUUGUUCUUUUGUCAAUAUGUCGAGGGAGGAGAAUGUUUACAUGGCCAAGCUGGCUGAGCAGGCUGAAAGGUAUGAGGAGAUGGUUGAGUAUAUGGAGAAGGUGGCUAAGACUGUAGAUGUUGAAGAGCUCACUGUUGAGGAGCGUAACCUCCUGUCUGUUGCAUACAAGAAUGUGAUUGGGGCUCGCCGUGCUUCAUGGCGCAUUGUCUCUUCCAUUGAACAGAAGGAGGAGUCCCGUAAGAAUGAAGAGCAUGUGAACCUUAUCAAGGAAUACCGUGGGAAGAUUGAGGCUGAAUUGAGCAAUAUCUGUGAUGGCAUCCUGAAGCUGCUUGAUUCCCACCUAGUUCCUUCUUCUACUGCUGCCGAAUCAAAGGUCUUCUACCUCAAGAUGAAGGGUGAUUAUCACAGGUAUCUUGCGGAAUUUAAGACUGGCACAGAGAGGAAGGAAUCUGCUGAGAGCACGAUGGUGGCCUACAAGGCUGCUCAGGACAUUGCUCUGGCUGAGAUGGCACCUACCCAUCCGAUAAGGCUUGGGCUUGCUCUUAACUUCUCAGUGUUCUAUUAUGAGAUUCUGAACUCCCCAGACAAAGCUUGCAACCUUGCAAAGCAGGCGUUUGAUGAAGCUAUCUCUGAGUUAGACACCCUUGGGGAGGAGUCAUACAAAGAUAGCACUCUGAUCAUGCAGCUCCUGAGGGACAACUUGACCCUUUGGACCUCUGACCUCACGGAGGAUGGUGCCGACGAGGGCAAAGAAGCCUCGAAAGGUGAUGCUGGCGAGGGACAGUAAUCUUCGGAGCGGGCAUGUUGUUCGAGCCCAUUGUUUUAGAUGCUCAAUGCUGUCGAAGCUGUGCCGUGCCAUUAUUGUAGCUUAUUUCCUCUCCCCUCACUCCUUUUUCCUUGUAUUGUAGGCUGGUAGUGGUCGAAUUAGUUCCCCAUUGCUUUGUGUUGCCGCUAGUUGGCACUAGGUCCGUGUGGACUGGUAUUGUUCCCUGUUGCGGUCUUAGCACGUCAAGACCGCGAUGGGAUCAGAUUCACUCGUGCUCGACUGAGUCAGAGAAGAAUUGGGAGAAACGAAAAGGGAAGGAAGAACAGCGAAGAACGAGGAACAGAAAGAGAGGGAACAGACAGCAUAGCCGUGAUUGAUCUUCGUUUAUUCCUUGUCUGUGUAAUGCUUACACCUUUAUACGCGUUUUUACAACAGCCUUGGGCCCACCCUAACAACCCAACGCCUUACAGGAUGACAGCUCAAAUCAGCACGGCAUCCUUCUCUCGUGCGUUGUCUGAUAGCUGUCCGGCAACAGGCGCUGUAGCGCAUUUGGCACAUUCAGUCUGCCGUUUUCUUCAGUCUCCUCUCA